Rhineura floridana is the source of this 3969-nucleotide messenger RNA. RefSeq names its product ciliary microtubule inner protein 2C (gene CIMIP2C). The record is from RefSeq and is a predicted model, not a curated record. NCBI's taxonomy places the organism in Eukaryota, Metazoa, Chordata, Lepidosauria, Squamata, Rhineuridae.
GUUUGUGACCACCGCGGCCUACUGGGCCGGCCGCAGGCCUCGCCCUCGCUUGGAUAGCCCGCCCGCCUGCCUCACUCGCCGCCGAAGGAGUAGCGCAGCCAUGGCCUCGCGCAGCGCCGGGACCCUCCUAACCCAGAACAACGCGGUCUACGUGCCGCCGGGGCUCAUGCCUGGGUAUCGCGGACAUGUCCCCAAUGUGGCAUUUUCCUUUGGUGACACCUACGGAAACACUACCAUGAACUACUUCCAAGAUUUCCGCAGAGCCACCAUGGAGAGCAGCUGCAGCCCCUACAGCAAAGGGGGCCAGUUCCCUACCCUCUUCUCACCUGACCCAGGCCUGGUGCUUGGAGCCAGGGCCAGGGGCUACCGGUGGCUCCACACCCCCAACUACUCUCGCUACAAUUUGGAUAUCAACCGCUCAGAGGAACUGAAGGAGUUCUACAAGCUUGCCCAGAUGCAUCGCGAGCAUUACAGAGACAAGACUGGGACCAUCCACCGGGUCCCCUACUUUGUGCUGCCUGUGAAGGAGAAGGACAAGUACCCUCACCCUCUUGAUCUGUCUUGAUUCCUCUUAGCUCUUCCUAAAAGCAAAACCCAAAUGACUUGCCCUGUCCAGCCCUAACAACCCCUCCCUGUUCUUCAAGAAGGGUCCUCUUUGCCCCCACCUCCUCUCCUGCCCGUCAGGCUAUGCACCCAAGAUGUCGGGAGGUGCUUACAGCUUAACUGCGGUCCGGAUCCCUCCAAAGGAGAAACGUGGCUUAGCGGUCUUGAUGGAUGAAGUAACUGGGACUUGCAGGAGACAUUUGCACUUGGAAGCUCUGGGAGGGCACUUUUUGUGUGUGUCAGAGGGAGAAGCAGAUUGAUAGGAGAAGGGAAGGUCAAUAAAAAUGGCACAAAAUGGCCUUAUAGGGGUCAGGGAAGAGAGGAGUGCGUCCUCGACCAUACGGAGCUGCCUUAGACCAAGCUGGAGCUAGUAUUCUCUACUCUGACAGGCAGCAGCCUUCUGGAGUUUUAGGUGGAGAAAGGGCAUUCCCGCCACCUGUUUCCUGAUAUUCCUGCUACUCCACCUGGGCCCAUUGCAUGUAAAGCAGGUGCUCUGCCCCAGAGCUGCAUCUCUUCUCUUAGCACCCGGCUGCACUGACUCAGGCUCCCAACCUCUGUGAUCCGGGCUCACUGACCUGGAAUAACGACCUCCUCUUGGUUCUGUGUGCACAAGCGUAGAAGCAGAAUGGAAUCCCCGUUUCACCAGAUGGAUGAACGGGGAAAGGGGUGGCGGAGAAAUCCUGCAUGUUGGCUGAUGCCUAAAGGGUGUUAGCUAAGCCACCUUACCUGAUCAUAAGGAAGUGGCCUUCUUGACUAAAAGGGGCUGACUAAUGUUAGUCUUAUUCAGCUCCUUUCUGGGAGGUAAGAGCCUCCCACCCACCCCAUGCUAGUUUCCCUGGAAAACUUUGUCUCCUCAUUUUUUUGGUUUCCCCUUGCAAAUGCCCCACGUGCUACAACCCCCCCCCCCAGACUUCUUUCUGACAGUUUAGGGGAUAAUCGUUCAAGAGAGGGCAUUCUCUGUGGCAGCCCCUAAGCUAUGGCAUCCUCAAAAGAGUUGCUUCUGGCAUCUUCAGAUAUAGGUUUUGUCAUGUGCACCUCUUUACCCUGCCCUUUGAUGCUAUUAGGAACGGGUGAGAAAUUCAGUUUAGUUCCCAUUCCAAGCCGAAUCUAUGAAAUUCGCACUUUCCAAAACAAUAUGAGAACCAGAACACGGCCGUCCUUCGAAAUUCACACUUGUUCAAAUUUUGCCAGCCAAACAAUGUUUACAAAAAUGCAUGUUAGGGGAAAGUGAACAUAAAAAUGAAUAUAUGAGGGGAAAUAAUGCACAGAAUGCAUAUAUGAAGAGAAAUUGCUUGCAAGAAUGUGUACAUUAGUAAAACUGCCUACAAAAAAUUGUUAGGAAUUCACACUAAAAAGCUGAAGAAUUUUCAUGAGAAUUUUUUUUUAAAGUUGCAAAUUGCUGCGGAAAUGUGAGAACUGAAGACUGGAAAAAUGAAAAACAGAGAGCCAAUGUAUAUGUGAUCUACCCUUUUCUUCUGAUUGUAAAUUGUUUUAACUGAUACAAAUGUUGUAUUUUUAUAUUCUUGUAACCCGUCCGGGGACCUAAUGGUGAAGGGUGGGUAAGAAAUUGGAUAAAUACUGGUAAUAAUGUUUCUGCGCAUUCCUCUCACCUGCCUGCUGAUUUCCCCUUGCAAAUGCCUCCACGCCCAAAUUAGUUGCUACAAGAGGUUGGAAACAGCUUGUAUUUCCCUCAUAGCAUGCAGUUCUGCCCUCAGAUUGCAAGCCUUGGGGAAGGCCAAGUCGCUCAUUCCGUUUGUGGUACCACACCCACAGAAUAAAAUAUAAAGCCUUAAAUGGCCGGGGUCUAAUAUAUCUCAGGCUACACUUCGCCCUGCAUGAACUCCCCCGUGACCCUCACCUAAAGGGCCCUUCUGCCACUUGUAGGGAAGAACAGGAUGUUCCCUCCAGUCCUCGCACAACCAACUUUGCUUUGAGAUUCCUCUUGGCCACCUCUCCCUCACUGGUGUGUGUUUGAAUACAUUGUUUGAAGACUGUAGCUAUGGCUUUGUUGUAUCAUAGUUCACGCUGGAUGUAAUUUGGUUGAAAUGAUGCUGCAAAUUUGUUGUACUCCACUUAGAGCUUAUGUGAAGCACACAGGACAUGUUUUUGAAAUGCAUAAGUACAUCGUAAGGCCUUUCAGGGAAGGGGAGCUGUUUAAGAUGAGACAUGACAGUAGCAGAUCCCGGGACCUACCCCAGUUGUUUUAGAAAAAGGGGAGGGAGUCCACUGUUAACAACCUGGAAAUCAUUGGAUGGAUGGAAGAUGCUUUUAAAGGGUAACUGGGUUUUAGAGUGUUUUAAAAGUGUAAGUGAGUUUUACAGUGUUCUUAACUAUUUUUAGAAUGUUCUUUUUGUUGCUGUUCAUAGAAUCAUAGAAUCGUAGAGCUGGAAGGGGCCUAUAAGACCAUCCAGUCCAACCCCCUGCUCAGUGCAGGGAUCCAAAUCAAAGCAUUCCCGACAGAUGGCUGUCCAGCUGCCUCUUGAAGGCCUCCAGUGUCACAGAGCCCACCACUCUUGGGAAUUGGUUCUGUAAUUGUUAAAUUGUUUUGUUAUGUUUGCCACCCUAGGCUCCUUCAGGAGGAAGGGUGGGAUAUAAAUUUAACAAAUAAAUGAAUAAAUAGCAUAAGGGUGAGGCAUUCAGAUCCCCCCCGUCUCCCUCUCACCGCUUUUCUUCUCAGCUGAGCUUGGAUUGGGGAAGAAAACUCAGCAGAAAGUAAAAGCGCUCAGGGAAGAGGCCUGCAGGAAGUUAAGCCAUUCUCAGUGGAAGGUUCCUCCCCGACUCAACCCUGCCGCUUGUGUUUCUGGCCAUGCCUGCCUUUGUGGUGGCUGGUGCAGCCAUGCCAGUGGGGCAAUGAAAUCUGCUCCGGGUUUGAGGCCAAACGUUUAAGGAGCUGUCCACGGUGCUGGAGCAGAUCCUACUGUCCCAUCGGCAUGGAUCCACCACUGCCUGACCCUUGGAAUUCUCAGUGGCAUUCCCCACCUGCCGCUUUCCCCUUGCGGCUGGCGUCCCGGCUGAGAUGCUUCUGUCACAAACUCACAGGUGUGGCACCCUGGCUGGGGGGCAAGUGGGUGAGGGGUGGGGGCAGUUGGAGGCGAGGAAGCCCUUCAGCUCAUGUGAGGACAGGUACAGAUAACCCUCAUGAAGCUUCUAGCUCACAGAACACGCUUCUGGUUUGUAUUUGUUAAGCCUUCCUGUCUGAGAAGAUUAUUUGUUUCCUGAAAGCUCAUGUGUGUAAUUUUAACAUGUAACCUGGAAGCUGGUUCAUGUAAUUUUAAAAGAUUUAUGAAAGACUGCUUAGGAAUGCCCUUUGUUUCCUGCUCCUUGCUUAUUUCUAUGGCUUGCUUUGAAUAAAGCUCACCAGACUUU